Molecule: messenger RNA, 4562 nt
Organism: Microtus oregoni (creeping vole)
Lineage: Eukaryota; Metazoa; Chordata; Mammalia; Rodentia; Cricetidae
Gene: Slc26a1
Product: solute carrier family 26 member 1
Exons: 3
Coding region: 131-2245 (704 amino acids)
Biological process (GO): transmembrane transport
Cellular component (GO): membrane
Molecular function (GO): oxalate transmembrane transporter activity; bicarbonate transmembrane transporter activity; secondary active sulfate transmembrane transporter activity
Source: RefSeq, a predicted model, not a curated record
AACGUUGUUCUCCGCCUGCUAUCAGAAGACAGAGUGAUUGAAGGUUCAGCCCACUAUAGCCCCUGGAUACUGCAAAGCCUACAGAGUCGGCCAAGCAUCCCAGGUUGGCCAACGAGCGUGGUGGGACAGGAUGGAUCCUUCUCCCGAGCCCCAAGAGAAGGGUGGGACACUGGUGCUGAUCCGACGACAGCCUCCUGUGUCCCAGGGUUUGCUGGAAACACUGAAGGCCAGGUUGAAGCAGAGCUGCAUCUGCAGUAUACCAUGUGCUCAGGCUCUGGUGCAGAAUCUGUUUCCUGUCCUGCACUGGCUGCGUCAGUACCGCCCUAAAGAGUACCUGGCAGGUGAUGUUAUGUCUGGGUUGGUCAUUGGCAUUAUCCUGGUGCCACAAGCCAUAGCCUACUCACUGCUGGCUGGGCUGCAGCCCAUCUAUAGCCUCUAUACCUCCUUCUUUGCCAACCUUAUCUACUUCCUCAUGGGCACCUCACGCCAUGUUAAUGUGGGCAUCUUUAGCCUGUUGUGCCUCAUGGUGGGUCAGGUGGUAGACCGAGAACUCCAGUUGGCUGGUUUUGACCCCUCCCAGGAUUCUCUAGGGCCUAGAAACAAUGGCAGCACACUCAACAACGCAACCACAACACUGGUGCUUGGGCUACAGGACUGUGGACGGGACUGCUACGCCAUUCGAAUCGCCACUGCCCUCACUCUGGUGACUGGCCUUUAUCAGGUCCUCAUGGGUGUCCUCCGGCUGGGCUGCGUGUCUACCUACCUCUCACAACCACUGCUCGACGGUUUUGCUAUGGGAGCCUCUGUGACCAUCUUGACCUCUCAGGCUAAACACCUGCUGGGUGUGCGGAUCCCUCGGCACCAGGGCCUAGGCAUGGUGAUCCGCACAUGGCUCAGCUUGUUGCAGAGUGUGGGACAGGCCAAUAUAUGUGACGUGGUCACCAGUGCCGUGUGCCUGGGAGUGCUGAUAGCGGCUAAGGAGCUCUCAGACCGCUACCGACACCGUCUGAAAGUGCCAGUACCCACAGAGCUGCUAGUCAUUGUGGUGGCCACACUUGUAUCCCACUUUGGACAGCUCCACUCACGGUUUGGCUCUAGUGUGGCCGGCAACAUUCCCACUGGUUUUGUAGCCCCACAGGUACCAGACCCUAAGAUAAUGUGGCGUGUGGCCCUGGAUGCUGUGUCCCUAGCCCUUGUGGGCUCAGCCUUCUCCAUCUCAUUGGCAGAGAUGUUUGCUCGUAGUCAUGGCUACGCUGUUCACGCCAACCAAGAGCUUCUAGCCGUGGGCUGCUGCAAUGUGCUGCCUGCCUUCUUCCAUUGUUUUGCCACCAGUGCUGCUCUGUCCAAAACCCUGGUGAAGACAGCCAUUGGCUGCCAGACCCAGCUGUCCAGUGUGGUCAGUGCUGCUGUGGUGUUGCUGGUGCUGCUGGUGCUGGCUCCACUGUUUCAUGAUUUGCAGCGGUGUGUGCUGGCUUGUAUCAUUGUUGUCAGCCUGCGUGGGGCGCUGCGCAAGGUUAAGGACCUCCCACAGCUUUGGCGGCUAAGCCCUGCUGAUGCACUGGUCUGGGUGGCUACUGCAGCCACCUGUGUGCUCGUCAGCACCGAGGCUGGACUUCUAGCUGGGGUGUUCUUCUCACUGCUCAGCCUGGUGGGCCGCACACAGCGUCCACGGGCUGCCCUUCUUGCUCGAAUUGGAGACUCAACCUUCUAUGAGGAUGCUGCCGAGUUUGAGGGCCUCCUGCCCCCACCUGAGGUGCGAGUGUUCCGUUUCACAGGCCCACUCUACUAUGCCAACAAGGAUUUCUUCUUGCGGUCACUCUACAGUCUCACAGGGCUGGAUGCAGGGCACUCAGCCACCAGGAAGAAAAAGGGCCCAGAGGUGGGUAUCAGUGACAGCAGUCUUGCUGAUGGCAAGGAUAUGGGUUCAGUGAGCAGCGGGACCGGGCUGGUGGUACCCCUGGCAUUCGGUUUCCACACAGUGGUCAUUGACUGUGCACCACUGCUGUUCCUGGAUGUGGCUGGCAUGGCCACACUGAAGGACCUGCACAGAGACUACAGGGCCCUGGACAUCACCCUGCUUCUGGCUUGCUGCAGUCCCUCAGUGAGGGACACGUUGAAGAAAGGGGGCUUCCUUGGGGAAGACCAGGGAGCUGAGGAUGAGCUCCUGUUCCCCAGUGUACACAGUGCCGUGGAGGCUGCACAAGCCCGCCGUGAGGAGCUGGCGGCUGCUGACUCUGCUUUUUAGCAGGACCGAGACCCAUGUCCACAAGCCAGUACUGACCUCCUUGGUAGGAGUGCUAUGAAGACUGGAGUCAUUAGAGAGAUAUACCCUUAGACCACCUCUAACCUGGAAAAGUCAGGGAACUCCAACUAAGAAAGGAACACAUUCAAGAAUUCCAAACAUUCAGUAAUUGAGCCACUCUACAUCUGAGACCAUUGCUGCCCCCUGGUGGCUGCACCCACACACAUGAUCCCUCAGCCAAAGCAGUGCCCAGUUUAACAAUAGUCUGUGUUACCAUCUUAUCUGAAACAGAGUCCUGCAAAUUAUGCGGUCUCUAAGAUACCAAAAGGGCACAUUCCCUCCCCCUGCACCACCAGGUAUGAGAUAUGAGCUGAACACAUGGCCGAAAGGCCUUCUCAUGCCCAGUGAUCAUCUUGAUUGGGCCCUUGCGAAGGCAGUCACCUGCUCCAGAGCAGAUGCUCCAGUGUCACGGUCUAAGAUGAUGUACACCUGACCUUCAGGCAUGAUGUCUCUAUACAGCUUAUACUGGUGACCACAACGUGGCCCAUGUAUAGUACAAAGUCAGGCACAGUAGAAACACCAAUCCCAUUCUGUACCUCUAAGAAAUCCUCAGACGGAAACCACCUGCGCUCCAUCCAAGGGCUACCUUUGGCAUAGCCAAGCAGACCUUCCCCUCCUCUUCUGCCCAACAGGAUGCUCUAACAGGAAGUACAGUCCCAGCCCCGACCGUGCCCUACCCACAGUCCAGCACUGUGCUCCACAGCUUUCCGGGCUCAGCAUCUCUGUAAGACAAGCUCUGACCAGCAACUCCCAGGGCACCCACCUCAGUAUCACCCACCUGGCUGUGAUGAGAUCCAGCAGCCAGUGUAUCCGGACCUGCUCGAUGCCACUGUGAGGCACAGCACCGAUGUAGGCAAGGUUCAGUUGCUGGUCCCAACUAAGGUCGAACCGGUCAGCCUGGUCAUGAGGCAGUGGGGGGCUGGGGACAGGACAAAGAAGUGAAGUGUUUGUCCCAAGCAGGGACUUACAGCAGACCAGGUUCUACACAUUUAAUACCUGACUGACAGGCCCUUGCAGAGGAGCAGUGUGUGUCUCCACAUUGUAUGAUAAAGUAGCCCUUUCACCAGAAAUGUUCUACAGUCUUGUCUUGGGGUGGGGUGAGUCGGGGAGCUUCAACAAGACACAGUACCACAUUCUAAUAGGACAUCUGCCUGCCAUAGAAGAGGAUCUGCAAAUUCCUAGAGAGACUUGGAGGCAUUGAGAAACCAGGUCUGGCCCAACACUCGAGGUCAGGUCUUGGUACUUUGGGAGAGCCCUUGGUUCUGCCGAAGUACUAAUUAUGAGCCUAUAGCUUGAGUACCGUGCUCUUGAUCCCGGGGAUUAGGGUGGGGGGGGGGGGGGCAUUUAGGGAAGCUGUGGCACUUGGGAGAGCCACUAAAGUAGAAAACCCAUGCCACACCCUGAAGGAAUUUGAUCUUCACUCCUGAGUGUCCAGGAAUGAUGGGCAGCGAGCCCAAAGGUGUGAUGAGAGAAACCCAAAGAACGGAGCAAGGGCUUUCCUAGACUUGGCAAGAGCGUGCGGUGGGCCUCACCAGAAGCCGGUGCUCCUCCAAAAGGGCAGCAAAGGCCUCAGCGGGCGGGCUGCAUCCACUCGCACCAGGUAUGGGGUCUCAGCCAGAGUCAAGGGCGCGGCCAAGAGCACAGCUAGAAACGCGAGGCGCCGGGGGCGCAUGGCUAAGGUAUCCAGGCGCCCCUGAUCUGCAAGCCUUUAGGUCCCGGUAGCAGCGGUUCCGCCUCCGGGUAGAACCCACGUGACCGCUCCCCAGGCAGGGGCAGGCAGAACACGCGCCGCCUCUUCCCCUGGCGAGUUCCGCCCAGGUUGCUGCGUCUCAGACGCUCCAAUCUCCGAACGACCACUGGCAGAACACUGGCCUUGGGUGUCUCGGUGAGGCCAUUAUUCCUGGUGAUGCCAGGAAAGGUCUCUCGGGAGGCCUACGAGAAGUUUGAAAAGCACGUCAGACACUACUCAGUCUCGUGAGGAGUGAAGGUGGAAAGCUGUACCAGAAGAUGGCGCUGCGGAACUAUUCCAAGGAUUGGGUUUGGCAAGAAAGUCAAGGGUAUUUCAGAGCUUUGGCAGAGCGGGUCUAUGCUUUUUCCUGAACUGGAGCUGUUGUAAGAAAAACAGGCAUUGUUAUUCUUUCCGUCCCUACCCUGGCCACGCCCACUCCUUUUAACCUCUGACCUCGCCUGCCACUGCUCUCUAUCCCUGUGUUCUCUCCCGGUGUACACACGGGGCUCUGUCUCUCUCCUCCUCUCUCUC